Platichthys flesus (European flounder) is the source of this 3746-nucleotide messenger RNA. It is a transcript of the gene gnaz, whose product is annotated as guanine nucleotide binding protein (G protein), alpha z polypeptide. Gene Ontology annotation, biological process: adenylate cyclase-modulating G protein-coupled receptor signaling pathway. Gene Ontology annotation, molecular function: GTP binding; G protein-coupled receptor binding; G-protein beta/gamma-subunit complex binding. The record is from RefSeq and is a predicted model, not a curated record. The transcript has 3 exons. Gene Ontology annotation, cellular component: heterotrimeric G-protein complex. Lineage: Eukaryota; Metazoa; Chordata; Actinopteri; Pleuronectiformes; Pleuronectidae. The coding region runs from base 898 to 1965 and encodes 355 amino acids.
GCCCUCCACCCCCAUCGCUGCAGUGUCUCAACUGCCUUGGAGCAAACAAGAGAGGAUAUAGAACACAGACGUUAAUAAGGCAGCGAAAGAGGGGUGCUGGAAGAGAGAUGUAUGCGUGUGUCUGUGUGUCUGUGUGUGUGUGAGAGAGAUCUCCUCUGAAUAUGAGGAAGAAAUGAAGAUGAAGCAGCAGGACUAAAGGUGGAUUGCAAACAGCCUUUUCUCUCCCUGCAAGGGCUUGUCUGCAGUAUCCUUUUGUAAAUGGAUGCUGGCUUGUGAACACGACUCCGAGGACUUCAGCUGUCGGGACAAAAUCACACCCGAGAAGAACCAGAAAAGAUUUCAUCAGGAAGAUUAAGUGUAACUGGCGAAAAAUCGGACUGGGUGGAUGUUUGCAGAAGCCAACAAGGGCAACCAACCACAAUAGCCAUGUGGGAGGAGAGUGAGGGGGUUUUGCUAUUCAUGCUCAUCAAGUCCAAACACUUUCUCUACUGACAUAUGCUGAACAUUUAGUAGCCCUCCUCCAGAGCUGUUCCUCAGGGGGAGCCCCUGCUAUGAACCCCAGCUACCUUGAAUUGAGCAGGCAGUCCAACCGGGGUGCCAGGCGCUGUGUUGGCAUCCUACAAGUCCGCAUGGGUUCUACCCACACAAUACUCACAGACUGCCCAUGAACAAAAAUAAUGAAAUACUGCUGAGUUGCUCCUCUGUGUGUUGACUCUCCUGUCUCUUUUUAAAAUUGGACUGUUGUGAACUUGUAACUUCCUCCGCCCCAGUAAGCUUCUACCUUUAUUAAAACCCCUCUCCAACUCUUCCACAAACUUAAACCUGACUUCGUUAUAACUUGCUUUCACAUCAAGCAGCAGCACGAGUUCCUUUGUGAUCACCACGUGGUGGAGGACCAUGGGAUGCCGUCAGAGCUCGGAGGAGAAGGAAGCGGCGCGACGCUCACGGCGAAUCGACCGCCACUUGCGUUCAGAAAGUCAACGGCAGCGGCGUGAGAUCAAGCUACUGUUGCUGGGAACCAGCAACUCAGGCAAGAGCACCAUAGUCAAACAGAUGAAGAUCAUCCACAGUGGAGGCUUCAACUUGGAUGCAUGCAAGGAGUACAAGCCCCUCAUUCUGUACAAUGCUAUAGACUCUCUCACCCGCAUCAUACGGGCCCUCACCACCCUCAAGAUCGACUUUCACAAUGCUGAUCGCGCCUACGAUGCCGUGCAACUCUUUGCCCUCACAGGGCCAGCUGAGAGCAAAGGAGAGAUUACUUCAGAGUUGCAGGGGGUCAUGAAGCGUCUGUGGGCUGACUCAGGGGUCCAGGAGUGCUUUCAACGAUCCAAUGAGUACCAUUUAGAGGACAACACUGCCUACUAUCUGAAUGACCUGGACCGCAUCUCUGCAACUGAGUUCAUCCCUACUGUUGAGGACAUCCUGCGAUCCCGCGACAUGACCACAGGGAUUGUGGAGAACAAGUUCACCUUCAAGGAGCUCACCUUCAAGAUGGUAGAUGUGGGUGGACAGCGUUCAGAGAGAAAGAAGUGGAUCCACUGUUUCGAGGGCGUGACUGCAAUCAUUUUCUGUGUCGAGCUGAGUGGCUACGACCUCAAACUCUACGAGGACAACCAGACGAGCCGUAUGGCCGAGAGCUUGCGCCUGUUUGACUCCAUCUGCAACAACAACUGGUUCACCAACACGUCGCUCAUCCUCUUCCUCAACAAGAAGGACCUGUUGGCUGAGAAGAUCAAACGCAUUCCUCUGACAGUGUGCUUCCCUGACUACAAAGGUCAAAACACCUAUGAGGAGGCAGCGGUCUAUGUGCAGCGGCAGUUUGAGGACCUCAACCGCAACAAGGAGACCAAGGAGAUCUAUUCGCACUUCACCUGUGCCACUGACACCAGCAACAUCCAGUUUGUGUUCGAUGCUGUCACGGACGUGAUCAUCCAGAACAAUCUCAAGUACAUUGGGCUGUGCUAGGACCUGAUGCUGGGGGUUGGGGGGUUGGGUGGGUGGGGGUACAGCGGGCUGCUUAGCAGCAGUCAGCCCGCCAGUGGGCUGGAUAAAGAACAGGAGCAUCGGCCUGCCCGACGGUUUAUCUCUUUGAAGAUGUGCAAGAGGGAACUGCAAAGGAGAGAAGUAGUGAGAUGGUCAGGGAUGGACAAUUCUGUAGAGUUCAAAUGAACCAAAAGAGAUGAUGGGCCGUGGUGAAGAUGGGAUUUUUUUAACCCAAUGUGUUUGCACUGAAUAUGAGUAUGCAGAGACACCCAAACACACACAAACACACACAAACACACAACCUUAUGUUUGCUCACACACAAGAUCUUCAGAUCGACGGUCAAGCACUUGUCUGACAAGGCAACACUGGAACUUUUAGACAGCUACCCCUACCUGCCUGCCGAACCUGAGACUGCGUAGUACCGGUGGUUUUUGGUUUCUUUUGUCUCCUUUCAAUUUAUUUGCCUGAGUCAAUUAAUGCUGCUUCACAAUUUGAAUUUUGACAGAAACAAUGUUCUCUUUUGGAUUUUCACCCCCAUCAAUGGUGACCAGUGAGCGCACCUGGUGAGAUUUAGAGAGAGGCUGUAUUUGUGAGGGCAAAAAAAAAAAAAAAAGUCAGUCGACAUGAUGUCACAGGGUUUCUGCCUAAGAGACGAAACUGCCACAGUCUAAAGCUGAAGUGAAAUAAUGUUUUCCUUUUCUUCACUUUUUUUUUUUUUUACACACUAUUUCUGUUUCCCCCUGGUUGACUCUCUAAUGUUGUUCUGUUCCCCACUUCCUUUUUAUGCUUUUUUGUGCUUUAAAAAAAAAAAAAAGAAUAUGUCUCUCUAACCUGCAUUUUACAGCGGGUCACUGACUUAUAUUACCAGGAGUGUUAUGCUCGGUAGAGUCAAAAGUAUUCUUUAUGAUCAUUCCAGUUUCCAGCAAGAGACAACAAAAAACAGUGCCAAGAUCAGUUUUGUAAAUAAACCAGAUCCCAUCCAUUUACAUUACAUUAUUUUAUGAUUUUUAUGGAGAAAUACAUUAAAACAUGCAUGAUUUUGUUACUUUGGGAUACUAAUAUAUUUUCUUUGGGAUUAUGUUCCUUUUUUCUUAGUUUUAAAUAAUAUAUUCCCAAAAAUAUAUAUAAAAGUCAAACACUGUGUACGAGUGUACAGUUGUCAGAGAGGAAUCUAUUGAAAAGAAAAUUAUACGAAUAAAAUAACACUGAUUGUGAUGUUAUGAUGAUGGGGAUGAAAAAGAUGAUGAUUAUGAUGAUGAUGAUAAUGAUGAUGCUGAUGCUGAUGAUUACAGUGACGACACAGCCAAAUCUCACUACAAAGUUAGCAUGAGAUGAGAAAGUUGAUCAAAAGGAGAACAAGACUGUAGAAAAACAUGAAAACGAAGUUGCAAAUCUAGAAACCUUCAAUCUUCCUUGCAUUACCUAAGUGGGAAUUGUUAAACAGUCAGUCAGUAUGAUGUGUAAAUAUACGGUAAGGUACACUCUUUGUUCAAACAAAUGAAAAGAAAGGUUGAGUUGGGAUGCCGUUUGAGAGAUAGAGUGAGAGAGAGUGAGAGAAACAGACGGAGAAAAAAAGAAAAAGAAAACCUCUCCACUCCUCCUCUUGCCCUUUCUUUUCAGUUUCAGAGGGCGAUGUGCAAACAACCCAGCUAAGGGCUUCAGGCUUGACUUUAUGGGAUGUCCAGUUCAACAAAAGACAAAACAAUUAAAAGAGAAAUAUAAAAAGAACAACAACUAUGAAUAAAACAACUUAUGCAAAUUU